This is a messenger RNA of Manduca sexta (tobacco hornworm), 2509 nucleotides long. RefSeq names its product lipid droplet-associated hydrolase. Lineage: Eukaryota; Metazoa; Arthropoda; Insecta; Lepidoptera; Sphingidae. Gene Ontology annotation, cellular component: lipid droplet. Gene Ontology annotation, biological process: lipid storage. Gene Ontology annotation, molecular function: lipase activity. The record is from RefSeq and is a predicted model, not a curated record.
UGGGGCGAUCCUUUUGACUGUAGCGGUCAAGAUGUAAUUAUAUGCGUUACGGGUAAUCCAGGUGUUACAGACUUUUACAUAGAAUUUGGCACAGCACUACAUGAGAAUACUGGUCUGCCUGUUUGUGUUAUUGGUCAUGCUGGCCAUGAAGAAGUUCCAGACAAGAAAUCAAAUAUGCUGCAAGGUCAAGAAAAUUUAUUUAAUCUAGAAGGUCAAAUCGAACACAAGUUGGAUUUUAUCUACAAUUACGUUGAUAAGCGUAGUAACAUGCAUCUUAUAGGUCAUUCUAUCGGGUCAUGGAUGAUUCUAGAAGCAUUGCAAAAACAUAGUAAUUUAAUUAAUAGAAUUUCAUCAAUCAAUUUGUUAUUUCCUACUAUCCAACAUAUGGCAGAAACGAAGAAUGGUAUAUUUUUGAAUAAUUUCAUAAGGAAUUUUCAUACAAUUGCGUUGCGUUUUACAUUAGCUUAUAUGUUACCUAAUUAUAUCAAAUCACUUCUAAUUAAAAUCUAUUUAAAAUUUAAUUCUCUACCUUUACAUUACGAAGAAAGAAUUCAAAAAUAUUGCAAUCCAAGAGUCGGUGAGAAGGUGCUUUUUUUAGCUUAUGAUGAAAUGGACAAAGUAACAUCUUUAAACAAUUACAUAAUAGAAAAAAUUAAACACAUGACAAACAUUAUUUAUAGUAAUCAUGAUGGUUGGGUGCCAGUCAAAUAUAUGGAAGACCUAAAAUGUUAUCAACCUUAUCUUCAAAUGAAAGUAGUAAACAUUGACCAUGCCUUUGUUUUGAAGUCUGCAGAAAUUAUAGCCGAAAUGGUUUCAGACUAUAUUAAAUUAAAGCUUAAUAAAUAGUCUGGGCUAGACAUUACCAUAGAGUGAAUAUCGUGUUAGGGAAACUAGGUAAUUUAGAUAGGUGUAUAUGUUUAAAUAAAACGUGAAGUGGUUAUGUGUGGUUAAACACUCAUACAUACAGAGUAGUAUUUUGUGCAUACUGUCCACUUUUUUUAGUAGAGAAGGAAUUUGCUAAUAGGGGUAAUUGGGGAAAACUUGCACUUCGGGUAAUCUUUAUAGAUAUUAUGAUCAUACUAUGAAACACAGCUACAAAGUUGCUGAUUCAAGCUAGUUUUGUGCGACUGUGAACUGGCUCGUCGUAAGAGCCAAAACAUCAGCAGUAUGAGUCUACUUGUAUAAUAUCUUCCAUAAUAUAGAUAAUUUAAACCAUACAAAUGUAUUUAUUAUCUUAUUUUCUUUAGAUAUAAUGUUCGUAAUAAUUCUAUACUUAUCUGUCUUGACUAAGAAGCCGCCAUUAAUUGUAUUUAAAUACAAAUAUAGUUUUAUGUUGUAUUAUUUCUUCUAAAAAAAUUACCACCAUUUCAAAAAAUAUUCCCUUUUUCCAAUCCAUCGCUAAAAUGGACCAACCAGAACAAAGUUUUUUUUUAGAUAGUUACUAAUUACCGAAAUAAAAUUAUUGAACAGAUAUUUUCCCGCCGAUGUAUUUAUACGUGUGUUUGCCCACGUUGAAACGUCGGAAGUAACAUUAAUCAAACCGUUGUAAAGAUUCAUAUUGCUGCUUCAUAUUUUAGUAAUUUUUUGUUACGUAUCCGCUAUUAUUAUUAUGAGACAUUGGCGAAACCACCGAUAAAUAAACGAUGGAAGCCAUAAUAUAAAAGUUAAUUUAGAAAAUAUUGAUUAUAGAUUGAGGAAGAUUCAGGAGUCUCAAUCAAAAUAGGUUUUUAAAUUCAGAACGAGCGAUACAUUUUGAAGAACAUAUUCAAUAUAACAUGGACAAAGUAUCGGCCAUCGCCAAGCUGCGGGUACAGGAGCAUUUCUUUUAUGCAAAUAUUUUGACGCACCUUGUCUUGGUUUUAAAUUUACCCACAUGUUCUUGCACAAGUAAAAGGUAUACAUAUUAUAUUAGUCAGCAUAUGAAUUGUGUCAUAGUUGUAUAUCAUAUUUUGGAAUAUAAUGCCAGUAAGAAACAAUUGUUUUAGAUAUGUGCUCUUUAAUUUAAUAAAAUUACCUGUUAUAUUACAAGUCAGAGAUAAUUAUUAUUUUACAUGUUUUGUAAUAAUAAGUAAAUAACAGUUGAGACGACCACACAAGUUCAUCUCAUCUUAUUUAUUACAAUAAUUGAAAAUAAGUACAUACAAUCAAAAUGAAAGAAUAUAAAAUGAGUAUCUGAUAAACAAUAAUAAAAUUGUAAAUGGCACUGAAAAUAAAUAAACAAAAAGGUCAUCAACGGGUCAGCAUUUACAACAAAUGCCUGACACAAAUACAAUUUAAGUUAAUAAAACGCACACUUCGAGAAACUCGUUCAAUUAGGAAUCUAUCAUACAAGACAGCAGAUAGGUGUUUUAUAAUAGUUUUAAUAUUGAAAUGCCGUAACGAAAAUACAAGAAGAUACAAGUUUAAAAACUUGAAUUGAAAGUAAUAAUCCCAGACACAUAAGGUAUAAAAUGCUAUAAUUAUUGUAUUUCAUAAUGUGUACAAUAAAAUAAAUAGUAUCCAAUGGCAA